CGUCGUCGGUACGUUCGCCGGCGGCAGCGUCGUCGAGCAAUUCGGUGGUUCGUCGCACGCGGAACAACCUCCCAGAAUGUCUCCCGUACAACCGCCUCACACGUUGACCUUCGUGAGAAUGAACUACGAACAGGAGGGCAACACGAAGACGUAUAACGAGCAGGGGAGCGUCGACAGUUCCGACACUUACGCGAGCUGCCAGACGCAUCCCUCGCAUUCGCAGGGAGAUUUGACCGAGGAGGCGGACAGCAAUCUUUACGUGAAUCCUCUGGAAGCGACGGAGAAAUGCGGCCGUGUGAAAAAAUCCAUUUCCGGCGACGUCGAGCGAUGCAUUGUCGCUAACGCGUCGCCCAGCGUCGAAUCCCUCAAGGAGAUCCGGCCCGGCAAUGAGGCGGCCAGCAAGGUCAACCCGAACGACACGUUACCCAAGCAUAGAAAAAUAAGAAUCCAACAGGAAAAUACGAGCGUUAUGUUUUUUCACAACAUAAAACCACGGGCGCAGUUCGUCAGCGAUCAGGAGGGUGUGACACGGGACAUCAUCUCGAGAGAGGACACCAUCACGGAGGACAACAACAAUCAUUACGGUAGACUACGCGGUGGCAGACCCUCCCCGUUCACGACGACGAAUAGCCUAGCGUCCGCCACUCGUAUCAUCAAUCAUCACUUGUUUGGAUCCCUCGGCGGGUCCAAGCAUUACGCAGAAACAAGCGGCGAGAGUAAGCUCUCGUUGUCGGCGGACUCGAUAGACAGCGAUGGCGCGUCGUACACGGACCGUCACCGAAUAUCGAAGUCCAUCCUGAAGAAGUCCGACAGCGGUAACAAUUAUUACAGCAACACCGGCGACUCGGACACCGAGAAGCUGAUCACGGACAACGUGUCAACGACGAGCGUAUGCGACAACGAGAUGAGCGACGUUCCGGCCAAUGCGAAUAACGACACGCGCGUUAAGAAACGCUCGAUAUCGCCGUUGCUCUCGCGACAGGUCCUCGAGUCGAUAUUCCGCACGAACAACAACAUCGAGAGCGAGUGCACGAGCGACGAGGCGGACCGAAAAGGCAGCGUCACGAGAAGGUCGAAGGUCUCACUUGGCGACGUCGUCCAAGAAGAUAAACACGUCCGAGACGAGGUGGCAGUGGAGAAGCAAUACAAAGAGCCGGACGAGCAGUUGCGGAGGCCGAAGGCGCGCGCGCAGCAAGAGCAGUCCAAGCUGAUACUACGCCCGUACAAGACGAAAAAGUCGACGACGGUGCCGGAGGAAAAGAGAAAAGCGAGCAAGUCGAGCGGACACGGUUGCGCGAUUUACAAGAGCUCGGACGCGAAUAGUCUCGCUCAGGAAUACCGUUUCUCGUCGUAGCGAGGCUUAUCACUUUAUAGCGCAGUUAUCUCCGCUAUUGUAGACGCUGCAACACACAUGUAAUCGCAUUUAUUCGCACCGAUCAUCUCCGACGCGGUAGGCUUAUUGCAACAGCUCGUUAUUUCUGUAUUUCGCGAUCGAACGAUUGCGACGUAAUCGGUCGAUUAAUCGCGCGCGAAUUGAGAUUUCGACGUCGUUAAAAUCAAUUUUUCUCAACGAUCUUUCGUCAACGCAAAUCAAAGAAAGAAAUUUAAUUUCGUCGCGAAGUAGCGGAGCUAUCCGCAAUCGAUCCUCCUCGGCGGAAAACGCUCGCAAGUACAGAAAUAAUGGAGUGACGAUCACAUCGCAUUCGAUUGGAUUCGAUCCCGGAUUAUGAUCCAUCGGGACGGACGCGGAACGUUAUAUAUAUAUAUAGUUGAAGCAAUAGUUAAUUAAUUACAAGUUACAUUGCAUGAUACAAAUUAAAAAAUCGUUAAUAUCAAUCGUGAAUAUCAAAAUGCGAGCGAAACGGGGUUGUCAUCGCGCGCGCGCGCGCACACAGUUGGACUAAAAACCCGGAAUUCGAUCGACACCCCACAAUUGUUUAUUUUCUCUCGUCUCGAUAUCAUUAUUAAAAAUUACGACCCGAUAUCGUUAAAUUAGAACGGCUUUGCGUGUCGCAAUAAAUUUUUGUGCGUUAUAAUACAGUCGCGGAAAAUUCUAUACGGCGCUAACUCUCAUACGAACACACAACAUUAGAUUCUAAAUCUACAUUUUUCAGGCUCAUGUUAUAUAUACAAAAUAUAUUAUAAAAUAUAUAUAUAAUAUAAAUUUUUAUAUAUAUUAUUUAUAUAUUUUAUAUAUAAUUUAAAUUUUUUUAUUAAAUCCUAUGUGCGUGUUGAAUAAUUUAUCGCAGAAUCAAAAACGUGACGAUUCAAAUGUGACAACGUAGCUCAAUUUAAUUAAUAUAAUUUGAUCACAGUGCAACCAGUACGGGCAUUCGGCGCGCCUUUUUCGGAAUAUUGCAUAUCAUAUCGUGGCAUUUCGCGCGGCCAAAUCUGAAUGGCCUAAUUACAAGAUCGCACAGCACUUGAUAUUGAUGAAAGAGAGAAAGAGAGAGAGAGAUAGAAAGAAAUUAUAAGUUAAGAACUUCGGGCUUAUAAAACUGUAGACAUGUGUACAUAUAUACCGAUAUAUUUUUUAUAAACUUUUUGUGUGUCUCUGUUGGGAAAAGCCUACGAGUGUCAAUUUUGUGUUUUCUCUUUUAAUUAAGCUCGCAACGGGGAAGGGGUAAGGAGCGAAAGGGAAACCUUUCUCUUCACAUUCUCGAUGUUGAUGGAAGCGCAUCCGAACUUUUUCCACGAUUCAUCAGACAUUCCUUUAAUUCUAGUUCGCGCACGCGCACAUGUAUGUAUAUAUAUACGCGCCUUGAUUUUUCAAGCCUGUUGAAAAGUGUUAAAAAAAAAAAAAAAAAAAAAAAAACUCGCUCGACAUCAUAUCACAGAGAUAGAAAAAAAUCAAAAUAGUUGACAACGUGCGAGGUGCGUCUACUGAUUGCACUGUGAAAUGUGAUUCGCGAACAAAUCACUGCCUCUGUUCGAAGUAGUUCCACGUGUAAUAAUCGUAAGACACACACAUACACACAUGCUUCGUCAACAAUUCGAAUACGAAUUUAUUUGCCCCCGUUAGAAUGCAAUCGGAUUGCUGUUUUACCGCGGAUUUAUUAUUUUUUAUAUAAACAUCAAGAAGAAUUGACGAGCCUGUCGACGAUUUGUUCGCUUUUUUACGGAGACAUUAGAGAAAGAGACUUUCGACAUCAAAAAUCUGAAUUAAACGCGUUCUUCGACAGUUUUUGUUUUUUGUUUUUUGUUUUUUUUUUCCGCCUUUCUUGCAAGUGAACUCUCCCGCUGUUGCAUAUCUAGAUUUUAGAUAGAUCAUCGGUCGAGUGACACAUAUACAUAUCCGCAACGUGGAAAUGUCUAGUUGCUAUAUUACAUUAGUCGUAGAAGUCGUCGAUUGAAAAGAAAUAUAUAUAUAUAUAAAAAAAAAAGUGUACAAGCACGGGUACUCGUUAUUGUCCACCGACUGGCGAUCCGUGCGCGGAAAUUCGCGUUCAAAAAAAUCGUUCAUGAAAUAAUAUCGCGCGAGCGCCUCGAAUAUUUUUUACUAUACAUUUGCUUCCGCUGCGUACUCGCGUAAAAUAUAACAUAUAUAUAUAUAUAUAUACAUAUAUAGAAGACUCAUCCGUGUUCCAACACGCGCGCGAAUAAUCUCGUCUCGAGUUGUUCCCGCGUUUUUUCCGUAGUUUAAAACGACCAUGUGAAGAGACGAGUGAAUGGAUCAGGAAAACAGAGGUCGAGACCAUCUUGCGAAGAAGAUCGAACGUACGAGGGAUGAUCUCGGCGUCUCUUUCCCUUUUUUUUGAUGAGCAUUCUCUACGUCGUUUGCGUACCUGUCACUUAGAAUCAGAUAUAUAUACAUAUAUAUAUAUAUAUAUAUGUAUAUAUAUAUAUCUAUCUCUUAACGCUGCUUAGAUCUUCUAAGUAAAAUGAAAAAAAACUCAAUGUCUUUUCUGCGAGCUCUCUAGUUCUAUUUAGAAAAAGUUCCUAGAUCGUGUAAAAGAAAAACAGAUGGUCUAUAUUGUUUAACGUCGUAUAUAAAUGUGCAUUAGCGCCAACAGCACUGUUUAGCAGCGAUUAAUAGUACAAAGGAGAUACGGAUAUGUAUGUCGGAGGUUGUUCGUCGGGAGAAACUCGGGUGGGGAUGUGUUGUUGAGCAAAAUUUUGUUUUACGCGAUCGGCACUUGAGCGAAGAUGAUUUUCUUGAUUGAAAUUAAUUGAGUUUUCAGACGUGCGCGCGGCAAUUGUUUUUAUUCAAGAUAUACUUUGUCCGAUAAAGAUUUAUCGGAUGUUUGUUUAUACAUUGUACGAAGCGAAGAGUGAGAAUCUGGCCGAGAAUUCCCACCGAGUUUCUUCUUCGGAGAUUUGAUCGCGGAGAAAAAAGAUUUGCUAUCUCGCGUGACCAGCGAGAAAAAAUUUGCCGAGUUCACCGAAUUAUUAUUUUGUUUCGCCAACGAAACACAGUUUCGUUGGCAAAUCGGAAGAUACAACGCAGGCCAACUCAGCGCCAAAUUUUUUUCGCCGGUCGCGUAGCAACUGAUCUCCUUGCUAUUUCAGCAAAAAACGUUUUUCCGUGUAGAGAGACUUUUAUUUUACUUACUCUUCCAUUCUUUCUUCCUCUCUCCCUCCUUCCU
Messenger RNA from Pseudomyrmex gracilis, 4586 nucleotides. RefSeq lists its product as uncharacterized. Lineage: Eukaryota; Metazoa; Arthropoda; Insecta; Hymenoptera; Formicidae. The transcript is spliced from 6 exons. Bases 77 to 1354 code for a protein of 425 amino acids. The record is from RefSeq and is a predicted model, not a curated record.